GGCGGAGAGCCCAUUUCAGACUAGUACCGGACACCGAUAGAGGUGGAAGCAAUACGACUGUGAGUUUAACUUCCCUAUUAUUCCAUCGCAGCCAUCGAGUCACCUUCUGUGCCAGUGUGUAUAAAGGUUGACAACGUUUGAAAACUAGUGAAGCUGCUAGGAAAAUCUAGUUCUGUCUAGUAUAUUUUGAAAGAGCAUUCGGAAACCAGUGUAACAAGAAAUGAUGAAGUCGGUCUUCUUUGGAGUGGUAGCCAUCACCGUAGCCAUCCUGUCCAUCUACCAGGAAACGGCCCAGGCCCAGGAACAAACAGUAGGAGCAACCGAUAAUUACCAGUGGGACAGCGUCGAUGAUCAGUGCCUGGCAGCAUUGCACCGCCAGAUCAACAAGGAAUUCGAUGCGUCGAUCAUCUACCUGAAGUAUGCCGCCUAUUUUGCCCAGGAAAAGAUCAACCUGCCCGGGUUCGAAAAGUUUUUCUUCCACGCCGCCGCUGAAGAGCGGGAGCACGGCAUCAAGCUGAUCGAGUACGCUCUUAUGCGUGGAAAGGCUCCCGUCGACAAGCACUUCAAGCUGAACUACGACCACGAGGUGCCAACCGUCACCACUGGUGAAUCCGCUCUGGAAACCGCCCUACAGAAGGAGGUAGAAGUGACGAGGAGCAUCCGCGGAGUCAUCAAGGCCUGCGAAGAUGGCAGCAAUGACUUCCACUUGGCCGACUACUUGACCGGCGAAUACCUGGACGAACAGCACAAGGGACAGCGCGAGCUGGCCGAGAAGAUCGCCACGCUUAAAAAGAUGAAGAAGAGCGCUCCCAAGCUGGGCGAGUUCCUGUUCGACAAGAACCACAUGUAAAACGCGAGGCAGUAUGGGCGACAGGAGUGCGACGGUGCUUCACUGUGUCAUCAUUCUAGUUUAGGAGAAGCGAUCUUGUUAUCUUUGGAGAUUUCGAACCGAUGAAGACCACCGGAAAAUGCUUGAAUAAUAACAAUACAAUAGACUUAACGCACUCCUAUUGGAUCUCGUUCUAUCUUUUAGUUGUGUAUUUUUUUUAUUUCCUCUCUCAAGUGACGUCCUCAAUUUCCUUGUGGUUCCGUGGUGCUCUGAAUUGGUGGUCACACGUGUGACGUAAGAUUCGUCAUUCAAUUGGCGUAAUAUUCAACUAUAAUUUAUGUAGAUACAUGAUGUGAAUCCGUUAGAUUGUAGAGCUGUCGAGUGACACAAACUUUCCAAUAAAUUUAAAUGGUUCUUCAAGA
This is a messenger RNA of Aedes aegypti (yellow fever mosquito), 1251 nucleotides long. It is a transcript of the gene Fer1HCH, whose product is annotated as ferritin subunit. Gene Ontology annotation, molecular function: ferric iron binding; ferrous iron binding. NCBI's taxonomy places the organism in Eukaryota, Metazoa, Arthropoda, Insecta, Diptera, Culicidae. The transcript is spliced from 5 exons. The record is from RefSeq and is a predicted model, not a curated record. Gene Ontology annotation, biological process: iron ion transport; intracellular iron ion homeostasis. Gene Ontology annotation, cellular component: cytoplasm. The coding region runs from base 221 to 850 and encodes 209 amino acids.